ACCACCACCACUGAAGCCAAUUCACUCUCCUGGGAGACCCAUGGGCAGAAUCCGUUUCAAUGCUUUUUAAGAGAUCUCGGAUCCUCAGCAGCACCUGUGCCUCGGGGAGUUGCAAAAGCUCUGAAUUCACCGGAGAGCCCCCCUGGUAUUACACCUAGCCCCCCAGGAAGGAGGCUUUGGAACUCGUGUGUUGCAUACUUAGAAACUACUUCCUACUGAAGGUGGCUUUAGAACUAGCAAUUCUCCUAGAUCUGGACGAUGAGUGGAUACUUGGAUGAAUCAGAGUUUAUGAUGGUAGAGGAAGGCUUCACCACCAGAGACCUCCUUGAGAACCUCCUCAUGGAAGUCUCCCAGACGAGCGACAAAGGGGCCUUUUUUGUGGCAGACCUGGGGGAUGUAGUGAAGAAAUACCUGCGCUUCUUGAAGGCCUUGCCCCAUGUCAAACCUUUCUACGCUGUUAAGUGUAACAGCAGUGAAGGAGUGGUGCGGACGCUGGCUGCGCUGGGGGCAGGAUUUGACUGUGCUAACAAGACGGAGAUUGCAUUAGUUCAGAACAUCGGGGUCCCACCUGACAAGAUUAUCUACACCAACCCCUGCAAACAGAUCUCGCAGAUCAAAUACGCAGCCAGCCAUGGGGUGCAGCUGAUGGCCUUUGACAAUGAAGUGGAGCUCAGGAAAGUGGCAAGGAGCCAUCCACAUGCCAGGAUGGUUCUGUGCAUCGCCACGGACAACCCCACAUCCUCUGCCUUUCUGAGUGUGAAGUUUGGUGCCACCCUUAAAUCCUGCAGACACCUACUAGAAACUGCAAAGGAGAUGAAUGUGGAGAUCGUUGGCAUCAGUUUUCAUGUUGGCAACGGCUGCCUCGACCUGCAAGCCUUCUCUCGGUCCAUAGCAGAUGCUCGGCUGGUGUUUGAAAUGGGUGCUGAGCUGGGCUACAAGAUGCACUUAUUAGAUAUUGGAGGUGGAUUCCCUGGCACAGAAAACUCGAAAGUCCGGUUUGAAGAGAUUGCAGCCACGAUAAACUCCGCCUUGGACUUGUAUUUCCCAGAAGGCUGUGGGGUGGAAAUCAUUGCCAAACCAGGACGAUACUAUGUAGCUUCCGCCUUUACCUUGGCUGUCAAUGUUAUUGAGAAGCAGGAGGUUCCCUUGGAUCUGCCUGGCUCAGACGAUGAGUCUGGCAGCAAGAAGAACAUCCUGUAUUACAUUAAUGAUGGCAUCUAUGGAUCCUUCAGCUGCAUUUUCUUCGAUCGCACCUGCCCCAGCCCUGUCCUGCACAAGAAACCCAGCCCACAUCAUCCCUUGUUCAGCAGCAGCCUCAGGGGUCCUCCUUGUGAUGGGCAGGACUGCAUUGCAGAUGGCUUGGAGCUACCAGAACUGCAAGUUGGUGACUGGCUGACAUUUGAGAACAUGGGUGCCUACACCAUAGCAGCCUCAUCUUCAUUUAAUGAAUACCAGCAGCCACGGAUCAAGUACAUCAUGUCCCGGGAAGCUGUCCGGCUGCUUCAGGGGAAGCUGCCACUACCAGAAAAAGAGGAUAGAGAGAACAUGUGCACUCCUCUCUCCUGUGGCUGGGAAAUCACAGAUACCUUGUGCAUUACCCCUGUCUUCACUACAGCUAGAAUCACGUGAGCAGCACCAGCCAUGACGGGGGCAGAUCCUUAACCAAGGGGACUCUUGCAUCUAUUUCUCAUGCCCUCCCAGAUUUCUGCCCUGAAGCAGGACCUGUUUUACAUUCAUUGUGGUUUUUUAAGUAUGCAACAUAAAUCCUGUUCCUCCUGCCUGU
Molecule: messenger RNA, 1783 nt
Organism: Chelonoidis abingdonii (Abingdon island giant tortoise)
Lineage: Eukaryota; Metazoa; Chordata; Testudines; Testudinidae
Source: RefSeq, a predicted model, not a curated record